AUGCGCCUUCUGUUGAUCAGACAUGGCGAGUCUGUUGACAAUGUAGCUGGUCUCUAUGCAGGCUCUCGUGAUUCUCCCUUAACAAGCCAUGGUGUUUUGCAAAUAAAUAGAUUGGGUGCUCAUCUAGCGAAGAGCUGCGAUCCUGUUGCCCCAAUCCAGUACAUAUUCACAUCCAAUCUUCGAAGGGCCUACGAGACAGCCGAUGCCGUCUCUAAAGCCCUAGCUGAUACCAGAGGCUUGACCAGAGGUUCUCUAAGCGAUGGUGCAACAGAUACCGGUGCUUCUUUGAAAGUGAUACGGCUGCCCGAGCUACGUGAAAGAGACUACGGGUCAUCUGAGGGCAAAAAAUAUAGGAAUCCUAAUGGCCUGGUUCAGUCAGACUCGGAAACUCAUGACUCUAUGAGAAUCAGAGUCGAUCGGUUUCUAGAUUCCCAUCUAGUCCCAAUCGUCGAUAAGCAUGUGUCGGACAACAUCACUGUUGCUAUAGUGGCACAUGGUAUCAUCCUCGGUGUUAUCUUAAAGGCAUUGCUUAAACGCUUUCCUAAGCCAGCCGAUACUUCGAUGCGAAGUGGAAAUCACGACAAGCAAUCUGAGUUUGCGGCGUGGAGCAACACUGGUGUCCUUCAGGCCAAGCUUGAAAUACUUAGUGGCAUGUCGAAAUCGGACUGUACAGGUGAAGCCGUGUCCUCCGUCAACACAGUGGCUGCAGGAAACGGUUCAGACUUGCAUAAGCAAACUAUAUGUCUAACUAUCGAGUUUACUAACAACGUCGACCACCUCGUGGGCUUGAAAAAGACUAGAGGCGGCAUUGGUAGCACUCAAUUUGACUCACGCCAGAGGACUAUGGACUCGUUCUUCGGUCCUACCUCGAAGAAGCGUAAACUUGAAGACUCGUAG
Daldinia caldariorum is the source of this 897-nucleotide messenger RNA. RefSeq names its product phosphoglycerate mutase-like protein. Gene Ontology annotation, cellular component: cytosol. Gene Ontology annotation, biological process: positive regulation of DNA repair; negative regulation of programmed cell death; regulation of pentose-phosphate shunt. The record is from RefSeq and is a predicted model, not a curated record. The transcript is spliced from 2 exons. Gene Ontology annotation, molecular function: fructose-2,6-bisphosphate 2-phosphatase activity. NCBI's taxonomy places the organism in Eukaryota, Fungi, Ascomycota, Sordariomycetes, Xylariales, Hypoxylaceae. Bases 1 to 897 code for a protein of 298 amino acids.